Molecule: messenger RNA, 3693 nt
Organism: Sarcophilus harrisii (Tasmanian devil)
Lineage: Eukaryota; Metazoa; Chordata; Mammalia; Dasyuromorphia; Dasyuridae
Gene: ARSK
Product: arylsulfatase family member K
Exons: 8
Coding region: 191-1852 (553 amino acids)
Source: RefSeq, a predicted model, not a curated record
UUGUAGUUCUGCCCCUUCCCCUGCGCAUCGUGAAGUGGCUCUUUCAGAGGAAGAGGGCUUGAAGUAGCGUUUCUAGGAAACAGGUCAAGACACUCCCCAGAGACAGUCAGAAACCCCCCCCCGGGGGUGCACUUCCGGCUGUGGCCUGGGACUGAAAAAGGGAGGGUGAGCCUAACGGCCCGCUGGGGCAAUGAAAUGGUGGAUACUAGGUGGGGUCCUUCUAGUGACUACUUCUGUGGGUCUGGCUCCGGCCGCCCCGGCCCCGUGGGCAAGGAGACUGGAGGAAAGAGCGGGCCCAGUGGGGCCCCCUCCCCAGAGGGUAACAACCCUGGAGCCCUCGGUACCGAAUGUGGUGCUGGUGGUGAGCGAUUCUUUCGAUGGAAGGCUCACGUUUCAUCCAGGAAAUCAGACAGUGUCACUUCCUUUUAUAAACUUCAUGAAAAAACAUGGUACCCUUUUUCUCAAUGCAUAUACAAAUUCUCCAAUCUGUUGCCCAUCACGUGCAGCAAUGUGGAGUGGCCUCUUUACUCAUUUGACUGAAUCUUGGAAUAAUUUUAAGGGCCUGAAUCAAAAUUACACAACAUGGAUGGAACUCUUGGAAAAAUCUGGUUACCAUACACAAAAGUUUGGAAAAUUAGACUAUACUUCAGGACAUCACUCUAUUAGCAAUCGUGUGGAAGCAUGGACAAGAGAUGUUGAUUUCUUGCUUCGUCAGGAGGGCAGACCUGUGGUUAAUCUUAUCCCCGAUAAACUAAAAACAAGAAUAAUGGAAGAAGAUUGGCAAAAUAUAGAUAAAGCAACAAACUGGUUAAGAAAAGAAGCAAUUAAGUUUACUCAACCAUUUGUUCUUUAUUUGGGGUUAAAUUUACCACAUCCUUAUCCAUCACCAUAUACAGGAGAAAAUUUUGGUUCCUCCACAUUCCAGACAUCUCCUUAUUGGCUUGAAAAAGUAUUUUAUAAAGCUAUCAAAAUUCCAAAAUGGUCUCCAUUGUCAGAAAUGCACCCUGUAGAUUAUUAUUCUUCCUACACUAAAAACUGCACUGGGCAGUUUACAAAGAAAGAAAUUAGAGAUAUUAAAGCAUUUUAUUAUGCUAUGUGUGCUGAGACAGAUGCCAUGCUUGGUGAGAUUCUUUUGACUCUUUACCAGUUAAAUAUUCUUCAGAAAACUAUUGUUAUUUUCACCUCUGACCAUGGUGAGCUGGCCAUGGACCAUCGCCAGUUCUAUAAAAUGAGCAUGUACGAAGCAAGUUCCCACGUUCCUCUUCUGAUGAUGGGGCCAAGCAUUAGAGCAAACCUCUAUGUCCCAGAUAUUGUCUCCCUUGUAGAUAUUUACCCUACUCUGCUAGAUAUUGCUGGAAUUCCUCUCCAUCAGAACCUGAGUGGAUAUUCUUUGAUUCCAUUAUCAUCAGAAGCAUUUAGUAAUGAUUCUCAGUCCACAAGACCUCGUCCUCCCUGGAUUCUGAGUGAAUUCCAUGGCUGCAAUGUGAAUGCUUCCACCUAUAUGCUGAGAAUUGACAAAUGGAAAUACAUAGCUUACGCUGAUGGUGCCUCAUCACCUCCUCAACUCUUUGACCUUUCUUCAGAUCCAGAUGAAUUAACAAAUAUAGCCACGAUGUUUCCAGAAAUCACUCAUUCUCUGGACCAAAAGCUUCGUUCCAUUAUAAAUUAUCCUCUAGUUUCUGCGUCUGUCCACCAGUACAACAAGAAACAGUUUAUCAGCUGGAAAAACAGCUUAGGACAAAACUAUACAAAAGUUAUAGCAAACCUUAGGUGGCACCAGGACUGGCUGAAAGAACCAAUGAAGUAUGAAAGUGCAAUUAACCAAUGGCUUAAAACCAACACUAAUUUAUAAAAUGUUUGUACAAAAAUGUAUAAAAAUAUGCUCUAAUUAUGUGCUUGUAUAUCUUUAUACAAGAAGUAUAAAAAUACAAGUAGUAUAUCUUUAUACAAAUAGUAUAAAUAUCUUUAUACAAGUAAUAUAUAUAAUUAAGUAGCAAUUGCAAUAGGUAAUUAAGUGACCAUUAGCAGUCAAAGCAAUUUUAUUAAAUGCUAUUAUAUUUUAUAAUAUAAGCUAGAUGUUUUAAAAAUUACAUUUUCUGAUAUAGCUGUCAUCAGGUGCUGACAUUAAAAACCUAAUUAAAAUAUGAAUAAAACAACUAAAUAGUUAGAAAUACUUUAAUACGAAGAUAAUACCUAUGUGAAAUGUUUUAACAUUUAUUGGAACUUUAAAAUUUAUUAUAUAUCAAAUAAGAACAGCCAUGAGAUCAUAGAUUUAGAACUGGAAGAUGGAUAGUCCAGUGCCUUUAUUUCAUAGAAGACUGUGAAGCCCACUGAAGUUACAUAACUUAUCCAAUUUCUCAUAGAUAGUAAAUAGCAGACUCGCUAGACAGUGAAUCAUUUCACUCUUUGAACACAUCAGUUCUUUCAGCACUCUGGAUUGAAAUUUUCAUGAGCCUGGGGAAUUGGGUUUUAUUAAGAUUAAAAGGAACCUUGAUCAAGCUUUAACUGUGUUAUCAUUGUAGUUGCUUUCAAAAAAUGUUCCAUUGAAGAAUAUUUUGCAAGUGUUCCAUUCUUUUUUUUUUUCAUAUUUGAAUGUUCUUCAAUCAUGUUUACUCCACUUCUGUGAGUUCUUUUGAAUGUCUUUUAUAUUUAUGCUAAUAAAUAUUUAAAUGAUAAAUGUAUUUUAUUUGUUAAGUUAAAUGUGUCUUGUCUGAAAGCCUUGCAAAAAAGACUGCUCCUAGUUUUCUCUUUCUUAUCUUCCAUAUCCAGUCGGUUGCCAAGACCUGUUCAUUUCAUUUUGCAAUAUCUCUCAUCCUAUCUCCUCUGACAUUGCCACCCUCCAGUGCAAACCUUCAUCACCUCACCCCUGAACUAUUGUAACAUGCUAUUGAUAAGUCAACCUGCUUUAGUCUCUUCUCCAAUUCCUCCUGCUACACUUAUUUACCAAAGUGCUUUUCUUAAAAUGCAGGUCCAAUCAAUUCAUACACUCCACCCUGUGUAUGAACAGUGGCUGCCUGUUACUUCCUUUGUCAUUCAAAGAUCUUUAUAAACUAACCACAACUUUACUGGUCUUAUUACUAUCCCCAUUUCCUUACUCUCGAUUUAGUGACAUUGAUCUCCAAAAUCUUCUGACAUUUCUUAUUGGACAUCCUCUAUUCAUGGAAUGCUAUUCCUCUUCAUCUGUCUCCUGACUUCCUUCAAAUCCCAGCCAAAAUCCAAAAAUUGGUAAUUUUUCCUAAUCUGGUAUUUGUAAAGCACUUGGCACAGUGUCUGGUACAUAGUAAACACUAUAUAAAUAUGUAUUGUUCUAAUUAUUAUUUCCCAUUUAUCCUUUAUAUAGCUUGAUUGCACACAGUUGUUUGCUUUUCUCCCCCAUUAGAUUAUGAGCUUCUGAGGAUAUGGACUGUGCUUUGUUCUUUCUUUCUAACUCUAGCACUUAGCACUGGUACCUGAUUUAUAGCAGGCACUUAAUACAUCUUUAUUGAAUGAAUGACUUAACCACCAACUUUUCCCCAAAUGCCUUUUCCUCUCCAGGAAGAAUUAAAGUAUGUUUCCCCACCUAUUUCUCAGGGUUUAGAUGGAGAUGGUAUAUUCUUUGUCUCAAAGGAGAUUUGGGGGGAAAGGAGGAUAUUGAAAUUGCUGUCAUGUUGAAACAAAAGAUAUCAACAAUAUAUGUUUUAAUAUGAAUAAAUU